This is a messenger RNA of Paramecium octaurelia, 1120 nucleotides long. Lineage: Eukaryota; Ciliophora; Oligohymenophorea; Peniculida; Parameciidae. The record is from the annotation of a GenBank genome assembly.
AUGGGAAAUUAAUGUGCUUCUCAGUGUUAAUGCCAAUAAUAAUUAAAAGAAUAAGUAGCAACUGAAAUUAUUGUAUGACUCCUUUUAAUUUUAGAUCGCAAAAUCAGAUCCAAAUAGUUUGAAAAGCAAAAGAUCAGGCUCUAAAUAAAGCAUUAAACAAACAUAUGCUAAAAUAUAAUAAAAAGAAACCAAAAAAGAUACUGAAACACAAGAGCUCUAAAAUAAAGUAUCAAAGCAAAAUAAAGCCGCAAUCUAAAUAUAAAAAAUUUGGAGAGGUUAUUUGGUGAGAAAAAAGAAACCAAUGAAAAGCUCUGUCAAAAGAGAUAAUAAAAAAAAUUAUCUAGGAGAACAAGUUGAACCAAUUACCCUCCCAAAAAAUGCUUCAUCUUUUGACUUAGAAACACGUCCUGCUUAUAAAUUUAAAAGUGGGGCAGUAUAUGAAGGUUAAUGGAGAGGGACAUAGAGAGAAGGAAUGGGCACUCAAACUUGGGCUGAUGGAGCCAAAUAUAUCGGAGAAUGGAAAUAAAGUCAUGCAAAUGGCAAAGGGAAGUUUUAUCAUAUAGAUGGAGAUACCUUUGAUGGUUAAUGGGAAAACGAUAAAGCAAAUGGAUAUGGUGUUUAUACACAUGCAAAUGGAUCAAAGUAUGAAGGAGAAUGGAAGAAUGAUUUAUAACAUGGCUAUGGUGUAGAAGCUUGGUUUGAUGGUUCCAAAUAUACUGGCGUGUAUUUUGAAGGUAAAAAAUAAGGGAAAGGAAAAUAUGAAUGGCCAGAUGGUUCAUUUUAUGAUGGAGAUUGGUAUGAUAAUAAAAUAACCGGAUUUGGCACCUAUUUUUGGGCUGAUGGAAGAGGAUACACUGGUUAAUGGGUUAAUAAUUGUAUGCAUGGUAAAGGAGUCUAUACAUGGAAAGACGGUAGAAAAUAUGAAGGUGAAUAUAAAUAAGAUCGUAAGGAUGGUUAUGGCACAUACACAUGGGCUGAUGGAAAGAAGUAUGAAGGACAAUGGUAUGAAGGAAAAUAACAUGGAAAAGGUAAAUAUAUAUUCCCAGAUGGUCUCAUUAAGGAAGGAAUCUGGAAAGAUGGAAAAAAGGUCAAAGCUUUAGAUAACACCAGCGCUCUUUGA